Pan troglodytes (chimpanzee) is the source of this 2442-nucleotide messenger RNA. It is a transcript of the gene PEPD, whose product is annotated as peptidase D. Bases 567 to 2048 code for a protein of 493 amino acids. The transcript is spliced from 15 exons. The record is from RefSeq and is a predicted model, not a curated record. Lineage: Eukaryota; Metazoa; Chordata; Mammalia; Primates; Hominidae. Gene Ontology annotation, molecular function: metalloaminopeptidase activity; manganese ion binding.
GCUUCCCUUAGGCUGCCCCUCUCUCGCGCACAUUCUCCUGGACGCUGCACAUUUAGAGUCCUCCAGUUGCCCCACGGCCUUUGCUCAAGCCCUUUCCCUUCUUAAACAAAAAUCGCCACCUCUGCCCCGACCCUAGCCUGGGUCAGUCUCCCUCCUCUCCUCCCACGUGGUUUCUUUAUUCCUAUGUGUUCUUCUCCCGGGUGGGCUGGUACGCCAGAUGCGGGGACUGAACCAGAAUCAAGAUGUCCUCUGCUUCAGGACCUCCCUCCCACCACGAAAAGGCUGCAGAUGCUGCCCGCUAACCCGACCUACUGUCUGCAGCCGGCAGCCCGCUCAUUUAUCCUGGCCGAGCUCUUGGGCCCCGCCUCUCCAGGAGCCCCGCCCCAUCGGGGCUCCACCCUUCCCCAGGUACCGCCCCUUCCCGUCCCGUGGAAUUUGGCUCUGGAGGAGGUGGGUCAAGGACUCCAUGCUCCGCCCCCUGCCCCGCCCUUACCCCGCCCCAUGCAUUGGCACCCGGAGGGGCUCAGCUGACGCCGCACUUCACGUGACGCCGGUGCCGGGCGAACAUGGCGGCGGCCACCGGACCCUCGUUUUGGCUGGGGAAUGAAACCCUGAAAGUGCCGCUGGCGCUCUUUGCCUUGAACCGGCAGCGCCUGUGUGAGCGGCUGCGGAAGAACCCUGCUGUGCAGGCCGGCUCCAUCGUGGUCCUGCAGGGCGGGGAGGAGACUCAGCGCUACUGCACCGACACCGGGGUCCUCUUCCGCCAGGAGUCCUUCUUUCACUGGGCGUUCGGUGUCACUGAGCCAGGCUGCUAUGGUGUCAUCGAUGUUGACACUGGGAAGUCGACCCUGUUUGUGCCCAGGCUUCCUGCCAGCCAUGCCACCUGGAUGGGAAAGAUCCAUUCCAAGGAGCACUUCAAGGAGAAGUAUGCCGUGGACGACGUCCAGUACGUAGAUGAGAUUGCCAGUGUCCUGACGUCACAGAAGCCCUCUGUCCUCCUCACUUUGCGUGGCGUCAACACGGACAGCGGCAGCGUCUGCAGGGAGGCCUCCUUUGACGGCAUCAGCAAGUUCGAAGUCAACAAUACCAUUCUUCACCCAGAGAUCGUUGAGUGCCGAGUGUUUAAGACGGAUAUGGAGCUGGAGGUUCUGCGCUACACCAAUAAAAUCUCCAGCGAGGCCCACCGUGAGGUAAUGAAGGCUGUAAAAGUGGGAAUGAAAGAAUAUGAGUUGGAAAGCCUCUUCGAGCACUACUGCUACUCCCGGGGUGGCAUGCGCCACAGCUCCUACACCUGCAUCUGCGGCAGUGGUGAGAACUCAGCCGUGCUACACUACGGACACGCCGGAGCUCCCAACGACCGAACGAUCCAGAAUGGGGACAUGUGCCUGUUCGACAUGGGCGGUGAGUAUUACUGCUUCGCUUCCGACAUCACCUGCUCCUUUCCCGCCAACGGCAAGUUCACUGCAGACCAGAAGGCCAUCUAUGAGGCAGUGCUGCGGAGCUCCCGUGCCGUCAUGGGUGCCAUGAAGCCAGGUGUCUGGUGGCCUGACAUGCACCGCCUGGCUGACCGCAUCCACCUGGAGGAGCUGGCCCACAUGGACAUCCUGAGCGGCAGCGUGGACGCCAUGGUCCAGGCUCACCUGGGGGCCGUGUUUAUGCCUCACGGGCUUGGCCACUUCCUGGGCAUUGACGUGCACGACGUGGGAGGCUACCCAGAGGGCGUGGAGCGCAUAGACGAGCCCGGCCUGCGGAGCCUGCGCACUGCACGGCACCUGCAGCCAGGCAUGGUGCUCACCGUGGAGCCGGGCAUCUACUUCAUCGACCAUCUCCUGGAUGAGGCCCUGGCGGACCCGGCCCGCGCCUCCUUCUUUAACCGCGAGGUCCUGCAGCGCUUUCGCGGUUUUGGCGGGGUCCGCAUCGAGGAGGACGUCGUGGUGACUGACAGUGGCAUGGAGCUGCUGACCUGCGUGCCCCGCACUGUGGAAGAGAUUGAAGCAUGCAUGGCAGGCUGUGACAAGGCCUUUACCCCCUUCUCUGGCCCCAAGUAGAGCCAGCCAGAAAUCCCAGCGCACCUGGGGGCCUGGCCUUGCAACCUCUUUUCGUGAUUGGCAGCCUGCUGGUCAGCACUCCAGUAGCGAGAGACGGCACCCAGAAUCAGAUCCCAGCUUCGGCAUUUGAUCAGACCAAACAGCACUGUUUCCUGGGGAGGAAACACUUUUUUAAUUACCCUUUUGCAGGCUCCCACCUUUAAUCUGUUUUAUACCUUGCUUAUUAAAUGAGCAACUUAAAAUGAUUGAAAAUAAUGCUGUUCUUUAGUAGCAACUAAAAUGUGUCUUGCUGUCAUUUCUAUUCCUUUUCCCAGGAAAGAAGCAUUUCUGAUGAUACUUUCUGUCAAAAAUCAAUAUGCAGAAUGGCAUUUGCAAUAAAAGGUUUCCUAAAAUG